Molecule: messenger RNA, 1940 nt
Organism: Williopsis jadinii
Lineage: Eukaryota; Fungi; Ascomycota; Saccharomycetes; Phaffomycetales; Wickerhamomycetaceae
Gene: UGO1
Product: mitofusin complex protein UGO1
Exons: 1
Coding region: 78-1547 (489 amino acids)
Source: RefSeq, a predicted model, not a curated record
AAUGGUGUGGUUUGUUUAUUCUCCGGAUUUGUCCUUGCUGAGCGUAAGCAAUCUUGGGAAGCACAGUAUUGAUCGAUAUGCCUGAUUCCGGUAACCUGCGUCCUUACUACGAUGCUGAUACCUUCCAUGGUGGCUACUCGGCAGUGUAUCGUCCUGGUGUCGGUGUCAUUGAUGAGCACGGCCGGACAAUAGCGUCUAAGCUCUCAUCGGCUACACGUAACAGCACGCCAUCGACGGUGUCGAUGUUCAAGGCACAGGCCCACGGAGCGGGCUAUGGCUCGGGCAGAGGCCCUGUUGUGAACUACGACAACAUCCAGAAGAGCUACUCUGACCUGGAAUUCACGGAAUACUUUGACUACUCGAACGUUGUUGAACUGGUGAAAUCGCUGACACAAUCGUUGCUGCGGAACUAUGCCAAAAUCGUCGUUGCACAACCUUUUGAGGUUUCAAGGCUAAUCUUACAAGUUGGUGAUAUCUCCACUAUUGAUGGCCAUACCAGCUCGCUGAAGCAGUUCCAUUCCGGGAAACCGCGUGAUACGGAUAGUUUUAUGGAGGAGGAUGAAGAUAUCGCCGAUGGGGGUGACGAUGACCCUGACGAGGAAGACAUUGACUAUUUUGUUCCACGGGAUGAGGAGCGUAAGAGAACCCGUGUUGUGAGAAGAAACGUCCAGAAGAGUGUGUCCUCGCCAUCUGUACCACAGACUCCUCAUAAAGGACCAAAGCACUUGACUCCAAUGACUUUGAACACUAUGGAUGUGAUGAGCUCCUUGCUCUCUCAGGAAGGGGUUAGGGGUCUUUGGAGGGCUACAAACACCACUUUCGUCUACAACACAUUAAAUGCCACUCUAGAGGCUUGGAUCACCGGGUUUGUAUCGAUUUUCUUAUCCAUUCCAGACCCUUUCUUUGUCGAGGUGGCGCAUUCUCCACGGCCAACGACAACCCUGAUGCUUUCAUUAGGUGCCAGUGUCUUAACAGCACUGAUACUGGCCCCACUGGAUCUCAUCCGCACAAGACUCGUCAUCACCAAGAUCGAAGGCAACGAGAGAUCGCUGAGAAAUAGCAUCAAACACCUGAAGUUUAGCACUUGUCCCUUAUCGCUUGUGGUGCCUACUGCACUCAACUCCUUGGCUUCGACGCUCAACAAGAAACUCACGCCAUAUCUCCUAACCGUUAAACUCGGUGUUGAUUCUACAGUGUCCCCAUCCUUGUACGGAUCCCUGAGCCUGCUGGCUUCCGUGAUCUUCCUCACAAUCAAACUGCCAGUGGAGACGCUAUUGCGUAGGGCUCAGAUCUCAUAUAUGAUGAAAAGAGCCCGUGGCUCUUCAAACAAGCUCAAGAUCGAUAACCAAGGACAGCUGAUCGUCAAGUUCGGUGGCUACUCAGGCAUUUUCACGACGCUCUGGGACAUCUUUUACUCAAAAGGGGAGAAUAGCGGAUUGGAAGGAAUCUUUAGGGGCUGGCGUGUCGGCGUUCUGAACGUCAUUGGCAGUUGGGGACUAGAACUGUUGCGUAACAACUACGACGAUCAAGUGGAGGAGAAGUUCUAGUCCAUGUUCAAUUGUACAUACACAUAAGCAGUAUUAUCUUAAGCUCUCUGGUCAUUUCUUAGCGUUGAUGUAAUUUGCUCGCCUGUGUCUUUUUUGGCUGCCCACACCACACACGCUCAUCGCAACUAAUUGGAGUUAUCCUUCUCACCACACACACUCACCGAGAACACGCACAAGCAGACACAACUAGACAUCCGCUUGAUGGCAGAGUGACUCGGAAUGUCGGAAUCAAGUAGCAACAGUCACAGUGGCAUCAUUGGAGGAAGAGACCCCCUGGAAUAUGAUCCAGAUACGCCCAUCACACUGUUCUUGUUCCAGGCUGUGUUCAUCAUCGCACUGUGUCAGAUCAUCCAUAUACCACUGGGAUACAUGAGACAGCCUAGAGUCAUCGCA